Messenger RNA from Conger conger (European conger), 2050 nucleotides. RefSeq names its product REST corepressor 2 (gene rcor2). Lineage: Eukaryota; Metazoa; Chordata; Actinopteri; Anguilliformes; Congridae. The transcript is spliced from 15 exons. The record is from RefSeq and is a predicted model, not a curated record. Gene Ontology annotation, biological process: regulation of transcription by RNA polymerase II; negative regulation of DNA-templated transcription. Gene Ontology annotation, cellular component: histone deacetylase complex; transcription regulator complex. Gene Ontology annotation, molecular function: transcription corepressor activity. Bases 235 to 1950 code for a protein of 571 amino acids.
GGGCAAAAUCCGUGUGUGAACGUGGGAUGUACUGAGGCUACCCGGCACAAGCACACACACCGACCGACACACACUUAAUGCAAGCCUGGAUCGUUGUAUGGAGACGUGUUAGAACGAUAGUAGGCUAAGAGUAGGCUAACUUACCAGUUGUGCGAUUACACACAAAAAAGGAUCCUAACUUGACCCUUUGCCGUUCGUAGAAGAAAGGAAGGAGACUGAAGGGGCACAGCCAACAUGAAGAUUUUGGGUUCAAAUCCCAUAAUGUCUCAUCAGGCAGGCAUGGCAUCAGUGAUGGAGCGGUCUGGGUCCGGGGUGUUGUCCCGUAGCAGAGCCAAAACUAUCACCAACGGUAGCAGCCAGCAUUAUGAGGAAGACAGCAGUGAUGAAGAACGCUCGCAUGACAGCAUGAUUCGGGUUGGAGGGAACUACCAGGCCCAGAUUCCAGAGUUUAAACCAGACAGCCUGGCUCGCUACAGUGAGAAGGACCAGAGGAGCAUGCUCGUGUGGUCUCCGAAUGUCCAGGUUACCGACGCCAAGUUGGACGAGUACAUUCUGAUGGCGAAGGAGAAGCACGGCUACAACAUGGAACAAGCUCUCGGGAUGCUGCUGUGGCACAAGCACGACGUGGAGAAGUCCCUGGCUGACCUGGCCAACUUCACCCCCUUCCCCGAGGAGUGGACGGUGGAGGACAAGGUGUUGUUUGAGCAGGCCUUCGGCUUCCACGGGAAGAGCUUCCACCGCAUACAGCAGAUGUUGCCGGACAAGCUCAUCUCCAGCCUGGUGAAGUACUAUUAUUCCUGGAAGAAGACGCGGAGCCGCACCAGCGUGAUGGACAGACAGGCACGACGCUUAGUUAGCAAGAGGGAGAAGGACGACAGCAAUGAUGACAUGGAGGAAGCAGAGGCAGGGAGCGACACUGACUUUGAAGUAGACACCAAGAAAGAGACCCCGAAACAGAACGUGAGCAGCGUGGGGGUGGCGGAGAAGGCCGUGCCGGGCAGACCGGGCCCGGUCCGAAAGGAAAGCCAGGGGAGUCAGUAUCGGCACCACCCCCUGCGAGCUCGCCGGCGCCCCCCGAAGGGCAUGCACCUCAUCCAGGACGACAUCAGCACCCUCUCCACCGCCCCCGACGCCGGGAGCCUGUCCAUACGCCACCUGGACACCCAGCUGGUGUCUCUGAAGAGACGGGUGCAGAGCAUCAAGCAGGUGAACAGCAGCUUGAAGAACGGCCUGGAUGGAGGGAUCGAUACCCUGCGUCCGUCUGAGCCAACGCCCAAGAUCAACUCUCGCUGGACCACGGACGAGCAGCUCCUGGCAGUGCAGGCCAUCAGGCGCUACGGCAAAGACCUGACGGCCAUUGCGGACGUGAUCGGGAACAAGACCGUCUCCCAGGUCAGCUCCUUCCUGGUGAGCUACCGGCGGCGCUUCAACCUGGAGGAGGUGCUCCGGGAGUGGCAGGCGGAGCAGGACGUCCUGCAGGAGCGCGCCGGGGGCCCCGAGGAGGCCGGGGGCCCCGAGGAGGCCGGGGGCCCCGCCGAGGCCAAGGGCCCCGCCGCCGAGGCAGGGGAGACGUCGGAAGGCACGGAGGAGGACGAGGACCAGAUUGGUGGAGUGCCCCCUCUCCCCCGAACCGGGACCUCCCCCGCUAAUGGCACCAGCACCAUCAGUACCUCCACCUCAACCCACAUUCCCCUUCCCCUUUCCCAGCCUCCCCCACUGCUCCGUCAGCCUCCGCCCCUGCAGACGCGCCCCCUCCAGACCGGCACCCACCACAACCACCCCCCUCCGCCUCUCAUCCGCCCUGCGGUCACCAACACCCUCCACCAGGGGGCGCGCAACUCGCUGGGCUCCGGGCUGAAUCCCUCCUCCUCCUCCUCCUCCUCCUCCUCCGUGGGUCAGCAUCCGCCCUCUCUGGUGGGCCUGAAGGUGGAUCCCUCUGCCUCACUCUGAGGAGAGCGCGGGAGGGGAGGGGAGGCGCUACGUCCAGGAGGACUGAAGCGAGAGGAUGACGUGGCAAUGGUAGCGUUCUCUCGUACCCGACGACAUUUAA